Molecule: messenger RNA, 1071 nt
Organism: Camellia sinensis
Lineage: Eukaryota; Viridiplantae; Streptophyta; Magnoliopsida; Ericales; Theaceae
Product: putative CCR4-associated factor 1 homolog 11
Cellular component (GO): CCR4-NOT complex
Molecular function (GO): poly(A)-specific ribonuclease activity; nucleic acid binding
Source: RefSeq, a predicted model, not a curated record
CAGCCCACCUCUGUCCUCACCAUCACAACCCUAUUCAUUUAUGCUAACGACUCUCUCUCUCUACAACUGUGAUCUGCAAACUGGGUCUCUUCUCAACUGAUCUAUUAAACAUAUAAUUAUCAUACAAUCAUGUCUGCCGACGAACCAAAAUCAAAACCAGUCAUAAUUCGCGAAGUCUGGUCUGAAAAUCUCGAGUCCGAAUUCGAUCUCAUCCGUGACCUCAUCGAUCGCUAUCCUUACAUUUCUAUGGAUACAGAGUUCCCCGGCGUCGUUUUCCGGCCAAUCACCACGGUCGAUCACGGUUGUCGGAUGAGGCUACUGCCGUCGGAUCACUACAAGGUCUUGAAAUCAAACGUCGACGCUUUGAAUCUCAUCCAGUUAGGUCUUACGCUCUCCGACGCUGCCGGAAACCUACCCGAUCUCGGCUCUGGCCACAACGGUUUCAUUUGGGAAUUCAAUUUCCGAGACUUCGACGUUGCGCGUGAUGCUCACGCUCUCGAUUCGAUCGAUCUGCUUCGUCGCCAGGGAAUUGAUUUUGAUCGGAACCGGUCUGAGGGGGUCGACUCGGCCCGGUUCGCCGAGUUGAUGAUGUCAUCGGGCCUUGUUUGCAACAACUUGGUGAGUUGGGUGACGUUUCAUAGCGCGUACGAUUUUGGCUACCUGGUUAAGAUUCUCACGCGCCGCGCGUUGCCGAGUGGGCUCGAGGACUUUUUGGGAAUUUUGAGGGCUUUUUUCGGGAACAAUGUUUACGAUUUGAAGCAUAUGAUUCGGUUCUGUCAGAGCUUGUACGGCGGUUUGGACCGGGUCGCGAGAAGUCUAGAGGUGGACCGGGUGGUCGGGAAGUGCCACCAGGCCGGUUCGGAUAGUCUGUUGACGUGGCAUGCGUUUCAGAAGAUGAGAGACCUUUACUUUGUAAAAGAUGGACCGGAAAAACAUGCCGGUGUGUUGUAUGGAUUGGAAAUAGAGGCUUUCUAGAAGAAUAUUAAUUAAUUAUUCAUUUAAUUAAUUUUGUAAAUUAAGUUGGGUAAUUUAUUCUAAUUAUUGAAGAAAAUAUUUUCUAUGAUCUAAAAA